Messenger RNA from Caenorhabditis elegans, 346 nucleotides. Lineage: Eukaryota; Metazoa; Nematoda; Chromadorea; Rhabditida; Rhabditidae. The record is from the annotation of a RefSeq genome assembly.
UGCCAAACUUGACUCCGUAUGCACUAUUUGGGCUUUCUCGGGAUGCAUUGAGGUUCACUGCCAAGGGAAAUACCACGGUAUGGGCUGAUCAAGAAAAUGGACAAAUGAGAUACACUCAUAGAGCAACUAUGCAAAAUUUGGUUCAGGGGCAAGUUUAUUACUACCAAGUAGGCAGCUCUCAAGCAAUGUCUUCCAUUUUCAACUUCCGCCAACCCGAUCAAUUCCAGCCCCUCCGUGCUGCGAUUUUUGGAGAUUUGAGUUUUGAUAAAGGCCAAGAAACUAUUGAUUACCUAACAGAAAAACGAGAUCAAUUAGAUGUAAUUAUUCAUAUUGGUGACAUCUCGGA